This is a messenger RNA of Pseudoliparis swirei, 8108 nucleotides long. RefSeq names its product forkhead box P4 (gene foxp4). Lineage: Eukaryota; Metazoa; Chordata; Actinopteri; Perciformes; Liparidae. The transcript has 18 exons. Bases 630 to 2771 code for a protein of 713 amino acids. The record is from RefSeq and is a predicted model, not a curated record. Gene Ontology annotation, molecular function: RNA polymerase II cis-regulatory region sequence-specific DNA binding; DNA-binding transcription repressor activity, RNA polymerase II-specific. Gene Ontology annotation, cellular component: nucleus. Gene Ontology annotation, biological process: regulation of transcription by RNA polymerase II.
GAUGAAAACGCGCACCUGCUUUAGAGGUAUUACGGUAGCGCAGCAAACUGUCCCCCUCGCAACACACACACUGCUCACUCGUACACUCACAGAGCCCUAGUGAUUCCACCCUGAUUUCCAGAAAACGAGCAAGCAACAGACGGGAUGCCAAAAAGUGAGGACCGGUGGAAGGGUUGUUCGCGCUGAAUAAGCCUCUUGAAGAGAUAGCGAGGAGAAACAACAAAACAAGACGAGAAGCUGCGCGCUUUCUCCACGGCAACUUGCGCACAGUGCAAGAGUUUUAGCGGCAGUAUUGUUCUGACUUCACUCCAGAGGGGCCACUCCGAGGAGAGAGGACGCACACAAAAGGGAAAAGGAAAGGACUAACGAGCACGCUUUGUCGUUUAAAGUAAUGGUCCUGCGGUCUUAGAUCCUAGAUUUCUCUGUCUCUCCCUCUCUCCCCUCUCUGUUUCUUUCCAUUUUUCUUUUUGUUGUUGAAUUUUUUUCGUCCCGUCGGUUGUGUGCCCCUUUGUCGCUGUGAGAGAGUGGACGCGCCGGGGGUUUGAGGAGCAGAAGCGGGGCAGUCCACAUGGUCCAACCACUGCCGUGAAAGUUGACUUCUUCAGAAAACAAGAGAACAGGUGCCAGUGAUGAUGGUGGAAUCAGCCUCUGAGACCAUUCGAACGACGCCGUCCAACCAAAAUGGAGUCAGCAGCCAAUCAGAUGGAGGGGGCGGUAGAGAGGGUGGUUCUAACGGAGACACCAAUGGAGAGAUCAGCCAAAUCGACUUACUGCACCUGCAGCAGCAACAGGCACUCCAGGCAGCCAGACAGUUCCUCCUCCAGCAGGCCUCUGGACUCAACUCCCCUGGCAAUGAGGUCAAACAGAGCCCUGUGCAGGUGCCUGUGUCCAUGGCAAUGAUGAGUCCACAGAUGAUCACUCCUCAGCAGAUGCAACAGAUCCUGUCUCCCCCUCAGCUUCAGGCCCUUCUGCAGCAACAGCAGGCUCUAAUGCUACAGCAGUUACAGGAGUACUAUAAAAAGCAGCAAGAGCAGUUGCAUCUCCAGCUUCUGAGUCAGCAGCAGCAGCAGCAACAACAGCAGCAACAGCAGCAGCAGCAGCAACAACAGCAGCAGCAGGCCGGGAAGCAAGCGGCAAAAGAGCAGUUAGGCAGUAAGCAGUUGGCCUUCCAGCAGCAGCUGAUCCAGAUGCAGCAGCUUCAGCAGCAGCACAUCCUCAACCUCCAGAGACAAGGCCUGGUCCCACUGCAGCCCACCGCCGCCAUGCAGUCUCUGCAGCAAGCGAUGUGUCCGUCAGACCUCCAACAGCUGUGGAAGGAGGUUUCGGGGGUGCAGAGCAGUGAGGAAGCCCUGAAACAGGCAGAGGGCCUGGACUUGAGCACUAACAGCUCCAAUUCUACCUCAGCCUUCCCCAAAGCUGCAAGCGCUCACAUCCCACUGCACAGCCUGAUCAACGGACAAAGCCACACCCCAAAGCGAGACAGAGCCAGACUGUUUGAGUGGAUAUCCAGCUUCACCAAGUCAGACAGCGGAGAUGACCAUGUCCCCUUUUACCCCAAAGGCGGCCAUCCCAUCAGCAGCCAUCAUGAGGAACAUGCCAGCUCCCAUCCUCUCUACGGCCAUGGAGAGUGCAAGUGGCCUGGCUGUGAAGCACUGUGUGAGGACAUGGGACAGUUCAUCAAGCACUUGAACAAUGAGCACGCCCUAGAUGACCGCAGCACUGCUCAGUGUCGAGUCCAGAUGCAGGUGGUUCAACAACUGGAGAUUCAGCUGACGAAAGAGAGCGAGCGACUCCAGGCCAUGAUGACCCACCUGCACAUGCGCCCCUCAGAGCCAAAGCCUUUUAACCAACCUCUGAACCUGGCUUCAAGUGGCUCUCUGUUAAAGCGGGACAGCGAUAUCUACCCAGAGGGUCUUCCUCACCCUCCCACCUCAGCUGCCACCCCUAUAACCCCACUGCGCCAGGGUCCCUCAGUCAUCAGCUCCUCCAGCCUGCACACACACUCCCACUCCCACUCCCACACACACGGUGUUGGGCCCAUACGUCGGCGCAACUCAGACAAGUACUGCACCCCCAUCGCCUCAGAGCUGGCUCAGAAUUGUGAGUUCUACAAGAACGCUGAUGUCAGGCCACCCUUUACCUACGCCUCUCUUAUACGUCAUGCCAUUCUGGAGUCCCCAGACAGACAGUUGACUCUCAAUGAGAUCUACAACUGGUUUACACGCAAGUUUGCCUAUUUCAGGAGAAACACAGCCACAUGGAAGAAUGCUGUGCGCCACAACCUGAGUCUGCACAAGUGUUUUGUUCGCGUUGAGAACGUGAAAGGGGCUGUGUGGACUGUGGAUGAAGUUGAAUACCAAAAGAGGAGACCACCAAAGAUGACCGGAAGUCCCACUCUGGUGAAAAACAUGAUUUCGGGCCUGGGCUUUGGAUCCCUAAACGCCAGCUACCAGGCGGCUCUGGCAGAGAGCAGUCUGUCCCUGCUGAACAGCCCUUCCCUGAUGAGCCCAUCUGCGGCCAGCCUCAACAUGCUGCAUGUGGGCCACGAUGAUGUUAGCUCUACUGUGGAGCAGGUCAACAGUAACGGUAGCUGCAGCCCCACACUCAGCCCUCACCAGUACAGCCACCAGGUGCAUGUGAAGGAGGAGCCCACUGAUCUGGAUGAGGACAGUCGUUCAGUAUCCCUAAUGGCUGGCAUUACACACAACCUGCCAUUGCCGAGCGACGAGCGUGAUCUGGAUGAGGAUCUUCCCACUGAGGACCUGGAGUAGGACAGAUCCCAGAUGGAACAGAGGGAUAAGACAUAGCGAGAUCAAUCCCUGAGCCCUCUCGUCAGCGUGAAGAAGAAAAGAUAGCUCCAGUACACUUAAAAGAAAAGAGGAAAAAAAAGAGAAUGGUUUUUUUGUUAAAAAGAAAAUGCAAGCAACCAAGGACAACAUUGAGGAACUCCAAACAGGGUUAGAUGACCUCCGUUACUUUGAGACCCAAAAACAAGACUGUGGAUCACUGCUUUACCUUCAUGUGUUUCUUUUCCAAAACUUGGCUCAGAGGUGUAACACCACUCAAUGCAUACCGACACACGCACAAACACACACACACACACACACACACACACACACUUACAAUAAUUACCCAUAAUUAUCAUCCUCCCUGGUCAAAUCAGCUUCUGUGUAGAGAUCCUUCGAGGUUAGGAUAUACACUCUUUGCUCGACCACUCGGCACACGCCCUGUCCUCCUUGCUGUUGUCGCGGGCUGCCUGGCUAGCCAUUUCAUCAGUUGAGAAGACACACAAGUGUGGGUGCCUGUGAGUAUGUGUCUGUGUAUUCGAAAGACAAAGACGCACACACAGGAUCAUAUGUAUAUAGAUUUGGAGCAGUCACCAGGGGAUGUGCAGAGGUGUACGUCUCCUUCUUCCCCUUCUUUGAGUCAAUCACUUGCUUUUUCAUUUUUUUUUAUUGGAUUGAAAUGAAACUGUCGGGCUACAAGAUGGGAAGGAAGGAAGGAAGUGUGUUUUGAUAGCUCAGCAGUGCUCCAACACUUCUGCAGAGCUGGCUCCUGUCUUCAAGUCCAUGUGUGAGCCAAUUGCUAUGCUUUGGCCCUGGUCCCUGUCCAUACUUCUGCCCCCAGCAAGACACUUAGCGAUAAACGUCUCUUAAACUCUUUGCUUCUCAGAGAAAGAAAAUACAUUUUCCUACCCCCUUCCCCCCCCCCCCCCCACACACACCCUCCCAAAAAGACUGCAGGAAUAGGACCAUUUGGUGCUGUCCUUCUCCUCUCCUCCGUCUGUGGCUGUAGCGAUAAGCUUGGAACACUUUGAGAACGAGAAGACGAGGGGAAGCAGAGAGAAAUGAGGAUGGAAUCGUCUACAGAAAUAUUGUGACUAAAAAAGAAAUCUUUUCAUGAUUAUGGAAUAUAACAAGAAAAAAAAGUGUGUUAGCUUUUGUCAUUUCCUUUUUUCAUUUGAUGUUAUUAUCAUUGUUUAUUUUUGAGGAUCAAUAUUUCCAUGGUGGCGUUCUGUUUUGACGUACCUUUUCUAAGGAUGCUGUUUUCGUUUUUUAUGAUAAACUGUUUGAUUUACUCUGGCUGUUCACACCAUUCCAAAUGAGUAUUGGCAAAAAAAAGAAGAGAAAGCACAGUAUUGUCCCAACUUGUGAUACCCGACCCCCCACCCCCACCCCCUCAGCUUCUGCCCCUUUCCCUUUCUGUCCCAAGUGUAGCAGGCAAAAAAUUUGGAAAUAGCACUUAAAGUUGCCAUUAUCCAGACAGAUUAUUUAACAGCUGAAUCCUGUUUUUAAUUAUCUCUCAUUCACUUGUUUUUGGUUGUGUAUUUAGUUGAGAAAUAUAAGUAAUGCUUUAAAAAUAUAUAUAUUAUUACUUCAGUCAGAGAAUACCUCAUCCCACAAAGGUUCUUCCUGGAACUCUGUCCAAAUUGAUUAACAAAUAAGGGGGAAUUAUUUCCGUGGGAUACCAAAUGUGGCAACUCUGCUCAGCUCUAUGGUUGUAAUAGUUACUGUGUAGAAGCUAUCUGCAAUUCACUGUGUGAGUUUGUGUUAAAGAAAUAGCACGUAAGAUUUAUUUUUUGUUUUCCGUAAGCAUAAAAGCAUUACUUAUCUCUCUAGUGCCAUACCAAAUUUUAAAAAAAAUGUAAUCUAUUAUUUGCUUAUUCCCAUUUUAUUUGUGUUACAGGUAACCAAAGAAAUAUGUAGAAAACCAAAAACCCUGUAGUUUAUUUUGCCCUUUUUGAGUUUCUUCUUAUUUUUCUUCUUAAAGAAUUGGCCAAAAGACAACAAACCAGGAGUUUGAAUACGUGUUGUAUUCAAUAUUGUGUUCAAAUUAUACAUGACUUACAGUGCACACCAUUCCGAAAAACCAAAGUGUGUAAAGCAAACUUGAAUUUGGAGACAUCAAAGUUUUUACAUAAUAAGCGGUUGGUUACGAAUGACUCACAUUUGGUAUGAGGCCACAAACUAGUAUUAUCAAACCUCGCACAGUUCCUCAGAAAAAAAGAAAAAGAAAGAAAAAAGAAAAAAGCACUUAGAGGUGAAAUCCUAUCUCUCCCAAGCUCAGGCUAAACUGUGUUUCAAACACAAUCCUCGGACUGGCCUUACGGUAUGAGCAGGCCUAAAAAUGAGGCAGGCACUCGUGAGGCAUUUGAACACUUUUUGCUUUACAGGAUACUUGUUCUGGUGCUGUCAUAACAAACAUUUGGAGUUUUUCAAACUAGGGAACAAACCCACCCUCUUGGUCUGUAUGUAGUAUUUGCAGGAAGAGGACCUGUACUGUAAUGUGGUUUCAAAGGUCACAUCUUUGGACAGGGAGGAGUUAUUCCAAAAACAUAUAUAUGACAAUAAAGAGGGAACAACUCAAAAUAAUAGAAAAAAUAUUCCAAUGUAAGAGGAAAACAACCAAGGGACAUCAUGUAAUUGAAAGUUGGGUUCAUAUUUUCAUACUAUCUCUUGCACGAUUUUUCUUAUUUAAUGAAAGACCUUUCUGAUAACUUUGUGUUCAAACAGGACUGCUUCCUGUCACAUUAGAGACUGAUUUAUAACAAAGUACAAAGUGGCAGACAGACAUCUUGAAACAAGAUAAAAACCAAAAAUAACACUACCUCCUUUUCAAAACAGUUCAACGCAUAGCCAAUGGGAGACUGAACUCUCUUAAAUAUUUUCUUUUCCUCCAUUCUUCCUUGAUGAUAAUAAGGAAUGCCAAAACUGUUGUUACACUUACUUUAUUACCGACAUAAACAAAAUUAUUCAGCCAUCCGGACUCCCUAACACAUCUGCUUGAGCCCAAAAACUUAGAGAUGUUUCACUUUCCAUGAAAUUAAAAAUGACUACCUCUCCUUAAACCACAUCUAAAGCACUCUCUAUGUCUCAAAGUGUGUUGUCAAAAUGAAAUGUUUUCUGUCAGCUGUGUAAAAACUGACCAUAUUCCUGCACCCAAUUAGCACUGAGCUAUGUGAGCAGCCUCUCAACUGUCUGCUCUGACUGUAUGUGUACAUACUUAUCAUCUACACCAACAGUAAUGGUUAUGUGGUGUUAGAGGGAGCUGUUGUAGGGGUUAAUGGUGGAUUGACUAUAUAAGUGCCACAUCACUCACACACAAAGGGGUACAACAGAAGCAUAGAAGCAGGGCUAUGGGUUACUACAACGGAGGCGCUGACCAUCCAGAUAUCCAAAGACCCACAACACAGCAGCACCCGCUUUGCCAAAACACUCGCAGAGGCGCUGAGAGGACAAACACACAAGUAAUGAAACUCGUCACUACUAGUAAUAUCCAAACCAAGAGGAACUGCUGCAUACAGUACAUAGAUAAUCUCUGACUUGUGUUUUAAGGUACACCUGUAAACAAAGCUUUUUUUGUAAAGAUGUAGAUUGUUCACAGGUCGCCAUGUAACACUUCUGUUCUUUCUCCAGCUUGGCAUAACACAAUGUAUUCUUGUAUAAUAAUGCUUGACUUAUCUCUCCAGGACAUUUUUUCUCAUUUUGUCCUUUGACCUUUGUCUCUUCUUUUUAUUUUCUGCACCUGUUUAGCUAUUGUAAAGCUUUAAGCUCUGAUUCCUAUACUGUACUGCUAAUGCUGAACUAUAUGUAUCUAUCAUAUUAAGUGCUGCAGGUAUCUUGGUUUAUUAGUUUUUGUUUUGUUUUUUUGUUUCCAUUUUUCAGUUCUUCAUAAAACGUCUGGGACGCUGAUUUUUUAAGUGUAUUAUCUCUAAAAAAUGGAAAAGAAUAAAAGUUAGAUCAGUGGUUUAGGUAACACCUGUUUGUAUAUUUAUCUUAGCUAGGUCUAUUUUGAUACUUUUUUGUCUCUGUACUGCAUUUAUGCAUUUUUAAGGAAAGAAAAACAAACAAAUGGAAAACAAACUAAAAAGUUACUUAAUUAUGUAUUGAUACCUCAGAAGGACUUUUUCUCAAAGACAGGACCAAAACCUCUGAAAAGAAAAAAUGUAAGAAUAUGUACCCCCUCUCUUGCUUUAAAUAAAGCAACAACAACACACAAACAGCGGAGCUCUAGAAAGAUAUUGCUGUUGGUCCUCUCAGGUGCCAAUAUGUGUCCCAGCUCCCUGUGACCCCUCCCUCUGACCCCUGACCCUGUCAGUCCUGUGCUGAACUCUGACCCGGAGCUGUCAAUCAUCUGCAGGCGCCAUGGGGGUGUCACUGAGUCACACACCUGGCUGGUAGUGACCAGUCACAAACCUCAUCUCCCAUUCCCACAGAGGCAGAUCAAAGCCUGACACUUGCAUUUUUUGAUACUCCACCUCUUGCAUAGUCCCAAUACCAAAAUGUGGAAUGGCACUCAGAGAUGCAGCUCAUCCUCUGACUACCAAAGGCAUUGAAAGCAACCAUUUGCUUAGUCCAAACUCCUAUACUGUAACCAAACUGCAACCAAACCAAUGCCACAAUCUUAACCAAACAAAAACCAAGCUACUUCCAAAAGUCUCCAUCGACUUCACUGAUCACCUUUACUGAUAGCUGUUAUCUCUUUUACAUCCACCUAAUGGGGUUGUAGGACCAGCCUGCAUCCUAUUGGCUGGUGACUGACUCAAAGGACACAUGGAGCCCAAAUCCUGACUUGUGAUUGGACAAUUCUGAGGUGUCAUGUGAGGGGAAAGGACUCUCAAAGUGGAUGCAUUGCCUGACGGUAUUAUCAAGUAGACAGCCAGAAUCCGAUGGAACUACCACUUCAGCUCUCCUCUGGUCAAACCUAAGGAAUGUGUGUACAUUUUCAGCAGUGACUCUCUGUAUCGUUUCUUAGUUUCAGUUUAACUGUUUACCUCUCUUUAUCCUUUGGUUUUUGUUUUGUUUAUUGUUAUUUGAAAGUGUGACCUGAGGAAGAGGCGGGGACAAGGACUGGGUGGUGGCUUUAGACAGACAGUGGAGCCCAGCCCUCUGACCCUCCACCCCGGGUAGCCAUGUAAUGCCAGUCACUGCCCUUUCCUUCAUGCUGUAUAAAAACACACACAUAUAUCUGUGUAUUUGUAACCUGAAUCUUCUUGUGUCUGUCCAUGCAGACAAUAAAAAACUGUACAGUAGGUCUAGUUGCAUGUAAUCUGUACUAAUUAUUGACAAUGGCAUUAUAAAAUGCAAUAAAAUACUUAUUACACUGUU